AUGCCAAUUGUGGCGCACUUUGAGUUACACACCUCAAAAGUUGGCCACGAUGAUGCAUGUAUGCAUUGGCUCAAGGGCCGCUACUUUCGUGAAGGUAACAUUGGCGUAACGCAACAAAAAAACACUGUAGAAGACACUGACAUACUUCUUUCAAGGAUGGAAAAUGACUUGGCUGCUUGCGCCACGCAUCGAUGGGCACACUUCUCUCAACGUUCGCCAGUUUACGAGGCAACCUCGCCGCGGACGGACAACACCCAAUUGAACAAAGUGGAGGUGCGCAUAGAGGAGUGCAACGCCACCGGCAAGGACGGUGAAUUUAUUGUUAGUGUGCAGGAUCCCCAUUCGAGAAGGGCAUUGGGUAUACGCGAGGAUAAAAUGCUAGCGGAGCCCUCGCGCCAUAUCUUCACUGAGGCGGUGCGUAAAAGAAAUCAAACCCGUCUUGCAAUGGAGAUUGAGGCUGCUGGCAAAUUACAUGACGUGACGAAUGUGCGCCGCCCUUACUUUGGGGGAUAUUUCCUUCCGCCCCACUCUGUUGGCCCGACGCGGUUUUUGUUGUUCCCGCAAUGGAUGCACGACGUUCACUUGGAUGCCACGCAACCGCAGGAGUUGCCGUACUUUCUUCGAGGCACCAUUGACCGAAAGUCAGGCUGCACGAGUGACGAAGGCGCGGAAAUGUCAGAAGACAAACGGGGACCGCUACACAAAUUCCUGAAGAGCAUUAUUUUUAAUGCAUCGUUUGCUCGUAAAUUCCCUGAAACCAUGCCACGGUGGGGAAUU
Messenger RNA from Trypanosoma cruzi, 777 nucleotides. RefSeq lists its product as uncharacterized. The record is from RefSeq and is a predicted model, not a curated record. The annotation marks the transcript as partial. Lineage: Eukaryota; Euglenozoa; Kinetoplastea; Trypanosomatida; Trypanosomatidae. The transcript has a single exon.